CGCCAGCCACAUAAAGUCUAUCCCUCCAACAAACUUGUGUUUAUAGUGUGAACGCAGAGAGGCCGGCAGUAACAAUCUUUACAAAGAUGCAGUCCUUGACCUGGUUCUUAGCAUUGGCGGGAUGUCUCGCUUUUGCUCAAGCUCAUACGUAUCAUAUGGGCGCUUGUCCCAUCGUGGAACCUAUGCAGGGCUUUCAGAUGAACAGAUUCCUAGGCCUGUGGUAUGUCAUCCAAAAAACGUCGACAGGUAGCAAAUGUAUCACUUACAACUAUACACGAGGAGAAGAACCGGGCGAGUACGUGAUAACGCAGGACUCCGAUCAUCUGAUCUUAGGUCUUACACCAUUGAAACACGAAUACCAUUACACUGGUGAACUGACUGUACCGGAACCCAGUACUCCAGGACGUAUGGAAGUUCGUUUCCCGCUUAGUGUAGCCGGAAGCGCAUCCCACGUGGUGUUCACAACCGAUUACGACACUUAUGCCGGGAUAUUCACGUGCCAGAAGCUGACGUUUGCCCAUCGACAGAGCGCCACGAUCCUCUCGAGGAGCCGAACGUUGGACCAGCCACAGGUGGACAAGAUACGUCAACGGAUGAGUCAAUUUGGCGUUGAUCCGUUCGAUUUGAGUAUCGUUACGCAGUCCGGCUGCUCGCGUGGUGACGAUGGUGUGGACAUCAAUAUCGAUCCUAACACCUUCACUUCCGAAAACCUCGGCAACGUGGUGCGCAAAGCGGGAGAAAAGAUCGGCGAUGGUGUCCAAUGGAUCUCUCAAGCCGGAAGCCAGGUUUAUCACAAGCUGACCGGAAAGGAAGAAGACCCAACUUCGACGACGGAGCAGAAUAGCCGCGUAACAAAUGCCAGGAACGAUGGAAGAUUGGAAAACAACGAAGUAGAAUGGAUUCCUUAAAAAUCCAUUUUUUCUUAUUGCAUUAUUAUGUUAAUCGCAAUCUCCACGCGAUUAAACGUCUAUAUUACACAUUCUAUAGAGCGAGAUUUUUUUGACGUAUGUUUGACUAUUGUUUUAUUUAGAAAUAUAGUACAAUUUUAUAUGACAAUUAGAAAUAAAUUUAUAUGAUAAAAGAAAAGUAUAUAUGUGUAGCACUAAUUGACUCGACAAACAUAUGAUAUGAUACAUCAUACAUGUUUAGAAUGUACAAAAAAAUUUUGAUCAAUAAAAUUAAAAAAAAAAGCACAAUAUACAUAUUUAUAUAAAUUACAUAUGUAUUCAUGAAUUACAAGGAACGAAUGAAACAAAUUUAAGGAAAGAUACAAAUAAAUAAAAAUGAUGGAUAAACUUUCUAUUUGUGGACAUUUUGUCGUUUUAGAAAUUAUGUCAGUAAUCAUUAUUGACAUUAAUUAUAUUAAACAUCCCAUCAUUGAUGUAAGUUUAUCUAUGAAAACAAUGUAAUACACCUUCUGUGACAAACAAUUUGGAGAUUAAAAUCGGAAAUACUAAUCCUAUAUGAAAUUGGAUAAAGAAUAAAAUAAAGUAAUACAUAUGUACAUUGAGCUUUUUCUUUUUCGGUAUA
Molecule: messenger RNA, 1530 nt
Organism: Nylanderia fulva
Lineage: Eukaryota; Metazoa; Arthropoda; Insecta; Hymenoptera; Formicidae
Product: apolipoprotein D
Biological process (GO): response to reactive oxygen species; lipid metabolic process
Cellular component (GO): cytoplasm
Molecular function (GO): pigment binding
Source: RefSeq, a predicted model, not a curated record